AUGAUGAGAUUUUUAAUACUUGCACUAUUAAUAAGCACAGGGAAUUGUGAUUUAUCAGAUUUUUCUUCAUCAAACUACAGUUCAGCAAUGUCUCAAGCAGUUGUUGACUACAUACUAAACUUCUAUUGCAACACUUCAUCAACACUCAAUAUUUAUCACAUCUCACAGUCGGAAUACAUGAAUAAUAAUUUGGAUGUAAUGAAUGAAAUCCUUUAUCAUGUAAAGACGAAGAUUGUUACACAAAUUGACAGUUUAAUGGAUCUGAAAAUAUCAAUUAAAAAGGAAGUCAGCAAUUUAAUUUUUGUAGAUUCGUUAGAAUCCUUUAAAAUAAUCACUGAGCAAUUAGAGUACGAUAAUUUUGAGUACCAAGGAUAUUAUUUGAUACUGUUAACAAAAUAUUCAAAUGAUAUUUACAUGUGGAUGCUGAAAAUGUUUGAGGCUUUAUGGUCUAAGAAAAUUAUUAAUGUCAACAUAUUAUUUAUGCUACCAGAAAACACUAAUGAUGCCUAUAUGUUUACUUACUAUCCUUACUCAAGAUACUACUGUGAAGAUGUUGUUCCUAUUCAAUUGAAUCAAUUCAAAGAUAAUCAAUGGAUGAAAAAAGUUGAUUAUUUCCCAAAAAAGUUAAGAAAUUUCUUUGGAUGUCACUUACAUGUUGCUACAUUCAAUAAUCCACCAUUCAUGAUAGUUAAACAGGAUCAAAAUGGUGUCGUUACAGUUGAUGGCGUUGAUGGUAUACUUCUUCGCGUCUUAGCACAACGAUUAAACUUUAAUGUUAAUCUUCACAUGCAAAAUGAACUUUUUGGCUCAAUUUUUAAGAAUGGAACUACAACUGGAGCUAUUAAGAUGAUUAUAGACUCGGAAGUUAACUUCACAUUGGGAUUUUUUGCAUCAAUGCCUAUGCGUGACGCUAUCAUGCAACCAAGUUUCGUCUACUUUACAACCAAUCUACUCUGGAUUGUCCCGCCUGGUAAACCAAGAAGUGCUUUAGAGAAAUUGACAAAUCCAUUGAAAUACAUGGUUUGGGUCUUAACAUCAAUAUUGAUUGUAAUUGGAUUUAUAGUCAUAGCUUUAAUUAAAAUGCAGCCUCUCGUCGUGCAGAAAUUCGUAUUUGGCAAUAAGACACAAAGUUCAGGAAUGAACUAUAUUAAUGUAAUUUUGGGCAAUUCACUUCAUCAAGUUGCAACCAGGAAUUUUUCAAGAUUCAUGUUUAUAGUCGCUACAAUUUGCUUCUUUAUCAUCAGAACAUGUUAUAGCAGUGGACUUGUGAAAUUCAUGCAAAUGGACACAAGGGAACAACAUAUCACUAGAACUUCACAAUUAUUGGAACAAAAUUUCACAUUUUAUAUGAAAAAAACUGGCACUGGUCGAGAUUAUGUUUUAAACAUGCCAGAUGUCCUGCAAAGAGUGAAAUUACUGUCAAAUCCAGAGUUUGAUUCAAAGUUAAAGGAUGUAAUGAUCGAUCCAUCGUAUAGAGGAGCAUUUCUUACUACAACAGGUCACUUAGCUUACCGAAAUCGGAAUUUAUAUCCAAAAAAGUUUCACGAGUAUGCACCAAAGCCUUUAUAUUCUCUUAACAUUGUAAUUUACAUGAACUUGGGGUCAUGCUUAACAGUUUACUUCAAUGAAAUGCUCAUGGAAUUCAUUAGCAAUGGAUUAAUUAACAAGUGGGCAUCUGAAUUCAUUGACGAAAAAUAUCUGAAGAAGCUUGUUGAAGAUGAACUUAAAAGUUUGACUUUGCAGCAGUUAGAAGGAGCAUUUCAGCUACUGAUCGGUGGUCUUGUAAUGGGAUCUUUUGUAUUUUGUUUAGAAGUUCUUAUAGGAUUGGAUGUAAUACAAAAGAUUAAGAUGCGGAAAGGUAUCAACAGCAAGUUAUUCAAAAAGUCAAAGAAGCUUAAAAUAUUUAAAGUAAAAUGA
Messenger RNA from Chironomus riparius, 1917 nucleotides. NCBI's taxonomy places the organism in Eukaryota, Metazoa, Arthropoda, Insecta, Diptera, Chironomidae. The record is from the annotation of a GenBank genome assembly.